This is a messenger RNA of Pangasianodon hypophthalmus (striped catfish), 1577 nucleotides long. RefSeq names its product opsin-5-like. Gene Ontology annotation, cellular component: membrane. Gene Ontology annotation, molecular function: G protein-coupled receptor activity. Lineage: Eukaryota; Metazoa; Chordata; Actinopteri; Siluriformes; Pangasiidae. The transcript is spliced from 4 exons. Gene Ontology annotation, biological process: G protein-coupled receptor signaling pathway. The coding region runs from base 78 to 1118 and encodes 346 amino acids. The record is from RefSeq and is a predicted model, not a curated record.
ACACACACACACAGCUCUGUGCGCCGCUGGCUGCAGUUCGUUUCACACGCUUUGGAAAUACACAAAGCCAAUUCCUUAUGGAUAUUUAUUCUUCCAAACUUUCUCCCGCGGUGGAUUAUGGAGCCGGGGCCUUUCUGCUGCUGAUAGCAAUUUUGUCCAUUGUGGGGAAUUUCCUGGUCCUUUUAAUGGCAUACAAGAGAUCUUCUCAGAUGAAGCCCGCAGAGCUCCUCAGCGUGAACCUGGCUGUGACAGAUCUUGGUGCGGCAGUUUCGAUGUACCCUCUUGCUGUAGCAUCAUCAUGGAAUCAUUCCUGGUUAGGGGGUGAUGCCACCUGUAUCUACUAUGGCUGGAUGGGGUUCUUUUUUGGCGUAGCCAGCGUGGCUACCCUGACAGUCAUGGCUGUAGUGCGCUUCACUGUAUCCAUGACACUACAGUCUCACACGGAGAAAAUCACUAAAAGGACGGUGCAGGUGAUGUUGGCAGGCACAUGGCUGUAUGCUCUCUUAUGGGCUGUGUUUCCUUUGGUUGGUUGGGGUGCAUAUGGCCCUGAGCCCUUUGGCUUGUCCUGCACACUGGCCUGGGCAGAGAUGAAGGAGCACAGCCCAUCCUUUGUCAUCAGCAUGUUCGCCAUGAACCUGGCCAUGCCUGCCCUCAUCAUCGUCUGCUGCUACUUUGGUAUCACCCUCCGACUCCAUUUGUCCUACAAGUCUCUAGAGAAUGGCAAUUUCAUCCAGAACAGAGUUAAGAUGCAGCGCCGUCUCAUGUUGAUUGCUGUUCUGAUCAGCGCUGGUUUCAUUGGCUGUUGGACACCCUAUGGGAUAGUGAGCUUAUGGUCAAUCUACUCAACUUCUUCCAUCACUCCCCAUGUCAGUAUGUUGCCCUGCCUCUUUGCCAAGACCUCCACUGUGUACAACCCACUGAUCUAUUACAUCUUUAGCAAGUCUUUUAAACAGGAGGUGAAACAGUUUCUCCAUGCAUGCAUUAGAUCCCAGGCAUGCCGUGGCUCUCAGCCAAAUAACCUCACAGAGAAUACAGUCUACAUGGUGUGUGAAGGAACCACAGUCAGAGAAGACCUGCAUAUGGAGCACAUGUUUCAAAAGGACAGAGAUAGAUGCUGAUACGCAAUUCAGACGUGUGAAAUAUCAAUAACUCUGGGAUUUCUUUUCCACGUACUCAUGGAUUUUAUUCAUUUCCCUGUGUGUCUGCUUGUUUAACCAGUUAUUUCUUGGGACCAACAAUACCCUUAGGUUGGCAGUGUUGCCAAGUAAUAAAAUGAAAAUCAUAUGAACAUUAAAAUCAUUUAUUAAAGCAAAUGCUUACCAUAAAUACACCAAGACACAUGAUCAAAUAUUUAAAUUGAUAAUAAAUAAAUGUGUCCAGUUUAAAAGUCAUUGAUAUUUAUUCCAGGUGUAAUAGAGAGAUGGAGGAAAAAUAAGAAAAUGAAUAGAUGACUUUAUUUAAAAUAUUAUUUAGAUCAAAUUUAUAUGUAAUUACACAAUUAUGAGAAGCCAGCAUGCUUGUAAAUUGCAGUGGACAUAUAUUAUUACCAUUAUUAUAAUUGUCAAUAUGUUACAACC